Molecule: messenger RNA, 2055 nt
Organism: Malania oleifera
Lineage: Eukaryota; Viridiplantae; Streptophyta; Magnoliopsida; Santalales; Ximeniaceae
Exons: 6
Coding region: 1-2055 (684 amino acids)
Source: RefSeq, a predicted model, not a curated record
AUGCGAGCCGCGAUGAGCUGCCAAGCUGGCAGCGUCCGUCGGUUGGUAUUUAAGAUUCAAGCUGUUCACAAUUAUGGAUCAUUACACUUGCAUGCUUCAUCUGUUCCAAUGUUUAAUGGGUUGAAUUUUGCUGAUUGGAGUGAACAAGUUCAAUUUCACCUCAGUGUAUUGAAUAUUUAUUUGGCACUCUUAAGUGAUCAGUUUGCUGCUAUUACUGAUUCUAAUAACAUCAAGACAGCUAUUCCCAAAACUGAAAGUGUUAAAGAGUUUUUAAAGUUUGUGGGGGAGCGUUCCCAAAUAGCAGAUAAGUCUCUUGCUGGGAUAUUUAUGGGUACGUUAACCACCAUGAAGUUUGAUGAUUCACGUACUAUGCAUGAGCAUGUUGUUGAAAUAAAAAAUAUUGUAGCAAAACUUAAGACUUUGGGAAUGGAUGUGAAUAAAAAUUUCCUUGUACAGUUCAUUUUAAACUCAUUACCGACUGAGUAUGGACCGUUUCAAAUGAACUAUAACCCCAUGAAAGAUAAAUGGAAUGUGCAUGAAUUGCACAGUAUGUUAGUUCAAGAGGAAACACGACUGAACAAUGAAGGAAUUUACUCUAUUGAUUAUGUGAACAAUCAAGGAGCUAAAAAGAAAGUAAAGAAGUAUGGAAAGGGGAAAGGAUCUUUAAAGGAUAAUGAAUCCACUUCUCAUAUCCAGAAGAAGGGAUUUCUUACAAUCCGGAACAUAAACCCAAAUGAAAAGUUUAUCUUCAUGGGGAACAAAAUAAAAGUGUCAAUUGAAGCUGUCGGGACUUAUCUUUUAAUCCUAGACACUGGCAGGAAACCAAGUUUACGACACCUGCAUAUUUGGAGUUGUAAGGCAGAAGUUAAAGUUUAUAAUCCACAAGAAAAGAAGCUGGAUGCAAGAACAAUCAAUGGUAAUUUCAUUGGUUAUCCAGAAAAAUUGAAAGGGUAUAUAUUUUAUUAUCCUAGUCAUAUCACAAGAAUAGUUGAAACUGGAAAUGCUAGGUUCAUUGAGAAUGAUGAAACUAGUGGGAGUAUGGUUCCAUUAAAUGUGGAAAUUAAGGAAAUUACAACUCCCACUAUUCAAAAUUCAGAUUUUGACUUAGGAAUUGAAGAUGAUCUAGUUUCAUUUUCACAGGCCAUUAGCUGUGAUAAUUCUGAUAAAUGGAUGGAUGCCAUGAAAGAAGAGUUAAAGUCUACGGAACAAAAUGAAGUCUGGGAUCUUGCAGAAUUGCCAGAAGAUUGCAAGAGAUUUGGAUGUAAAUGGGUUUUUAAAACCAAACGAGACUCUCGUGGUAACCUUGAACAUUACAAGGCCAGACUUGUUGCUAAAGGCUUUACUCAGAAAAAUUGUAUUGAUUAUAAAGAGACUUUUUCACCAGUCUCUAAGAAAGAUUCUUUCAGAAUUAUUAUGGCAUUAGUAGCUCAUUACGUUUUAGAGUUACAUCAAAUGGAUGUGAAAACUGCAUUUCUAAAUGGGAAAUUAGAUGAAGAUGUUUAUAUGGAUCAACCAUUGGGUUUUACAGUUGAAGGGAAAGAAAAUUUGGUGUGUAAACUUAAGAAUUCAAUAUACGGACUUAAACAAGCAUCCCAACAAUGGUAUCUUAAGUUUAAUAAUACCAUUGGUUCCUUUGGAUUUAAAGAAAACACAGUUGAUCGGUGUAUAUAUCUGAAGAUUAGUGGGAGUAAGUUUAUAUUCCUGAUUCUGUAUGUUGAUGAUAUUUUGCUUGCAACUAAUGAUCUUGGCCUGUUACAUAACACUAAAGAAUAUCUCUCUAAAAACUUUGAAAUGAAAGAUAUAGGAGAGGCAAAGUAUGUGACCGGAAUGGAAAUAUUUCGAGAUCGGUCCCAAGGACUAGUUGGUUUGUCUCAUAAAGGUUAUAUAAAUAAAGUUUUAGAGAGAUUUAACAUGGACAGAUGCUCAGCUUCACCUAUUCCAAUUCAAAAAGGAGACAAGUUCAGUCUCAUGCAAUGUCCUAAAAAUGAUCUGGAACGGAAGCAAAUGAAUGAUGUUCCUUAUGCAUCUGUUGUUGGGAGCUUGAUGUAUGCUUAA